CGUGCUGAUCAGGGCGUGUGUGCGUGAGGUGCAACUAGAGGACGAGCGACCACAUCGGCUCCACUCUGGAUCACAUUCAGCUUCCUACAUCUCCUGCUGGAAGUCCACAAGAAGAUUCAUCCCGUCGUAGUUAACUAAAACGUUUACUCGACGAUUUAGUAACUACUACAUAAUCAACUAUGAAGCUGUUGUGGGCUGUCAGCGCCCUGCUGCUGCUGAGCUGCUGGAGAGCCAACGCGUCCACAGCGGGUUUUAUCAAAUGUCCCCUGUCUCAGAUGAAGCUGAUCAGUGACAGCGCAAAGCUGCAUUGUGAGGUGAUAGGGAACCCCAUCCCCGAGGUGCAGUGGUGGUUUGUAGAGGGUGAAGAGCCCAACGAGACCUUCACCCAGCUCUUUGACGGGGCACGGGAUAACUGUGUGCAAAUCAAUGCCACAUACAUAGCCCACGCCACGAGCACCAUUCACCUCACUAGCCUCACCCUCAACGACUCGGGCACGUAUGAGUGCCGCGCUUCCAAUGACCCCGACCGCAAUGAACUGAAGAAGACGCCAAAAAUCAAGUGGAUCCGCUCGCAGGCAAACGUUAUUGUGAUCGAAAUCCCCACAAUCAUUGCUGAACCUCUUGAGGUCAGCAACCAGACCUCCGCAGUCCUCCACUGCAACCUGACAGAUUCCAACCUUCCCGUCAAGGGCUCCCACUGGAUGCACAACGGCAAACUCAUUGAAGACACCAAGUCCGCUGAUGCCGCUUCAUACACAAUCCUUAGUUUGGACAAGAUCACCCACAGUACUAGUGGGAAGUAUGAAUGUGUGUUCCUGACAGACCCAGAGGCGAAGCAGACAAUUGAAGUCAAAACACUCCCCCAUGUUGCUGCCUACAAGCACUCCGAGCACGGCAAUGAGAACGACAAAGGGGUGAUGAUCUGUGUGAGCCAUGGCUAUCCACUGCCUACUGACUGGACCUGGUUCAAACAGGAAGACGGCUACCAAACGCCUAUCAUCAACGGCACUACCAACAAACAUGAGAUCAAGAGCACCCCCAACAAGACCACUCUGAUCAUUAAUGAGCUGAGCAUCGAAGGCGACAUCGGAGACUACAUCUGCUCCGGAACCAACGAACUCGGCACAAACACCGACAAGAUCCACCUGCGUGUCCGCAGCCGGUUGGCUGCUCUCUGGCCCUUCCUCGGCAUUGUGGCCGAGGUCAUCAUCCUGGUGACCAUCAUCUUCAUCUACGAGAAGAGGAGAAAGCCCGAUGAGAUCACCGACGAUGACGACUCAGGCGCUGCUCCUCUGAAGAGCAAUUCUACUGAAAAUCACAAAGACAAGAAUGUGAGGCAAAGGAAUUCUAAUUAGAAGCUGAAAAAGAUGGACAUCCAGAUGGCAGUCCAGGAUCCAGCUGUUGUGUGGCACAUUAUACUGUGCACCCUGCAAAUUUUAAGUACCUUUUUGUGCUUGGGUGUUGUUAAGGAACCGACUGAUUUCCUCUCGUUUUUGUUUUCUUCUAUAUUCUCCUCCACAUUGUGCAGCCACAGAACAUAGCGUGAAGUAAUUUUUCUGCUUGAGGCCGCGGGGCAAAUGUUGCAUGAGUUUAAAUGCCGUUAUAGCAAAGUGUGUGUUUGUUGUGAAAUCAUUAGACAGAUCAUGUGAGGAAUGCCUCUUUGUGGUUAUUUUUCUGUUGAUGCUAAUGCUUCCUACACUGACCUCACAAUUGUCGGUCUUUGCUUUUACGUUCUCCAAUCAGGAAUGUUUACUAAAGCAGCACAAGUUCUGUUUUUGAGGAUCUGAACCAGCUCUGAUCCGGACACAUCACUGCCAUUCUUACAGCAACGACCGGAGUGCGUUUGAAUUCACACGUUUGACCUGUUCCUACACCACCGUAAACCUCCCUUAGCAGAGUUUUAUGCUUUGCCUUAAUACUAACAAGCACCAUUUCUCUUUUGUGUACAAAUGUGACACCACAAAUGAAAUGCAGAAAAGAUUUAAUGUCUGCUAGGUUUUGUUGCCAUACGAAAUUAUAAUUCUUUUUAGUAGGAAAGUCUUUUAAUUCAAGCUUUUAUUUCCUUUUUCCUAUUCACAUAUUUAAAAAUCAAAGUUUUAGUCAUGUUUUUGUUGUCACAUCCAGAGUAAAAAAUUUAUUGUGGACCAAGUUCAAAAGAUGUAACAUCUGUUACUUCUCUUGAAUGCAACUUGAAUACUAUAUAUUAAUAUUUCAGUUUAGUACAGCAGAUAAACAUUUUUCUCUCACUCACUGUGAUCUGAGAUAAAAACAUUAGUGUGCGAUUGUUGGACCACUUUGUUCCCUUCACUGUGUAGAUGAUUCUGAAGCCAUAUGUUCCAUUUAACCCGAUUAGUGUUGUGAUUGGAUGUUACCAUUUCAGAGUUACACAGAUUAAAAAAAAAGACCUAGCCAGAAUUGUGUGAAUUGUUGUACCAUCCAAGUACAUGGAACACCAUCUGUUGUACAACUUGCACAAACUGAAUAAAGGUAUUCGAUUUUA
Messenger RNA from Sebastes umbrosus (honeycomb rockfish), 2500 nucleotides. RefSeq names its product basigin (gene bsg). Lineage: Eukaryota; Metazoa; Chordata; Actinopteri; Perciformes; Sebastidae. The transcript is spliced from 9 exons. Gene Ontology annotation, molecular function: cell adhesion molecule binding. Gene Ontology annotation, cellular component: cell-cell junction. The coding region runs from base 180 to 1355 and encodes 391 amino acids. The record is from RefSeq and is a predicted model, not a curated record. Gene Ontology annotation, biological process: cell-cell adhesion.